Sipha flava (yellow sugarcane aphid) is the source of this 2445-nucleotide messenger RNA. RefSeq lists its product as uncharacterized. The transcript is spliced from 12 exons. Gene Ontology annotation, molecular function: signaling receptor binding. The record is from RefSeq and is a predicted model, not a curated record. NCBI's taxonomy places the organism in Eukaryota, Metazoa, Arthropoda, Insecta, Hemiptera, Aphididae. The coding region runs from base 391 to 2091 and encodes 566 amino acids.
UUUAAUCUAUUCUAUGAUGUAACUAAUCUGUGGUACGAUGAAAACAAAUAAUAUUGUUAUUUGUGUACGAAACGUUCGCGCACUUAACAUCGUUCUCUUGAAUUUGUUGUUGUCGUUGACAGUGCGCAUCGGAUUCUUGUGUUUAAGCGGAACAUUUUUUUACUUCUUUUUCUAUCUGUUUUAUGUCGUUGUCCGCCUGCAAUAGCAUUACAGUUGUUCGGUAGAAUCGAUUUGCGCGACCACUCUUGUCCAGUUGAAAUGUUCGUUAACAAGAUCGCGAAAGUUCUGCCGUGCGCUUGUCAAGUAUUAUGAUAAUUUUUUUCUGAAAUUAUUUUUAGAAAUGUUCCGAUCAAUGUGAACUGUGAAUCUUAUAAUGAAAACACAGUCACGAUGGCCAAAGAGAACGAUCAAGUACCUGAAGUAACGGUGGAAACUUUGGGUGAGAACAUCAUAGUUACUGAACAAAAUACAGAAGACAUUAAUGAAGGUCAACUGAAAAAACCGCCUUCUGUUACACCUCGUAAUAGGAGUCCGGUCACUAUACAAGAAUGGGUAGAUUCAUUGCCUACUACAGUUGAUCAAAAAGAAGAUUUUGAUAAUGCAGAUUCUUCUACGCUUUUAAAUAGCUUGGAUGCUGAUAAUCUUACAUUAGGAGCAGAAGCUGGACACUUAUCUAGAGGUAGAUCUAUUCCAAAUGUCACUAUAACAUCAGAAAGUAAUAUAGUUCAUGCACCAUCUGAAGCUGGAAGUCAAACGUCAAGUUUUGAUUCAAAAUUAUUAAAUGCUCGCAAACCAGAUCCUGAAGAAAUAUUACUAGGUUUAGGAUUUGGUGGUGGAAUUGAAUUGACUACAUAUGGAGAGUAUGGAAGAGUGCCUAAGCGAUUUCUACAACCAUCCCAAUUAAAGGGUGUGUCAGUAGAGGACUAUUUAAAACACCAACAAGAACUUAUAUAUAUGUAUGAAUCUGGAUUAUGGGGUUAUCGUGGAUUAACUGGACCACCACAUGCCAGCCCAUCAGUAAUAGUAGCCAAAAUCAUGGAAAAACUUCGAGAACACGAAUGCGACAUAGCGUGCCAAAAAGAUUCUUCAAGAGUCAUGGGUUCAACCACUAAAUCAUUGAAUUUACCUAAUAAAAGUACAAAACAAACUUCAAAUCGAUUUAAUAAAGUUGCUGAAAAUAUCCUCACAAAAAUAAGGUGUACACCAGGCAGUGUUUUAACUCCAGAUAAUCGUAAGUGGCUUGACAGUCAAGGUGGUGAUAAGUCACCAGAAUUGUCUAGACGACUAAUGAUUGGUCAGCAGUCAUUUGUAUUGACCCGUGAUGGAACUUUAAUAGAAACACCUCCAUCUAGUAUUAUUGCUGAUAAUGAAAAUUUACCUGAUAUGACUGAUAACAAAGUAAUUAAUGACCAAGUUCUAAUUACUUCUAGGGAGAACCCUUCUGAAUUAGAUGAAGUUAAUAAUGUGAUAUUUAAAGUUGGUUCAUCAUCAUCUGUAAAUACAGAUAUACCAUUCCAAAAAGAUAAAUGUUCAUCAAUUACUAUGCAUAAUGGUUCUAAAAUAGAUGAGUUAGAACAUAUAUAUGAUUUAAGUCAAUCUUAUGAUAAAGAUUAUAGUCCUGAAAGAGAUUUAGAAGAUUUAUUAUCUAUAGUUGAGCCUUGUCAAGAUGUUAGCAAAGCAAGUUCAGAAGUAGAUUCAGGUGCAGCAUCUGAUAGUGCUGAUACAUCAUGUGCACAAAUUAAUUUAAUAUCCUUAACUGAAAGCGAAAUAACUGAAAAUGAAAAUUCUUCUAAAAACUUAUAUCGACAAUAUGAAGAUUUAUGUAACUUGAGAUUAAGAUUAAAUGUAUUAGGCUGUCCAUUCAAUAUUGUACCUCAAGAUCAGUUUAUGUCACUUUCAGCAGAACAGAGAUGUGCACUCCAGUGUAAAAUCUUAAGAUUAGCUCUCCGUGUAUAUUUAAAUAAACUCACUGAUGAUGAAGUGCAUCAUGAACUUCAAAGCUGUUUAGGAGCAGAAGUUCAACAUGUUGCUGACUUAUUAGAUUCAAAUUCCAAUGUAGAUAAACUAGCAAUAAUUGUUCGACAGAAUUAACAACUGACCUAUCCCUUGAGAAAGAAAAACAGCUAGCAAAAAUUCAGUAUACUACGAACACUACGACUUUAAUAUAAUGAAUUACCACUAAUUAGAUUUUGAAUAUAUGCAGUCAGAAUAUCCUGUAAUAGCAAAAGAAGCAAUCAACAUUUUGUUACACUCUUCAACCACUUAUGCUAGUUAGGCUUUUUGGCAUUAAUAAACAUAAAAAAACAAAAAAUGGAAGAGGCUUUUUUCCAUUGAUUAGAAAAUGCGUGUAUGCUUGUCUUCAAUUCAACCAUGUAUCGAACGUUUGUGUAAGAAACAAGCUCAAGUUUAUCACUAAUAAUUUAAAAAAUUUCUCUUUAUGAUAUA